AUGGCUUCAUCAUCUCAAGUCUACAGAUCAACUAGAUCAUCAUCUAAGGAUACUAAAUCAUUCGAAGAAGCUGUUAUCCAAGGUUUAGCUUCUGAUGGUGGUUUAUUCAUCCCUCCAGUCAUCCCACAGGUAUCUAAGGACACUUUAUUUAAUAAAUGGUCAAAAUUAUCAUUUCAAGAGUUAGCUUUUGAAAUUAUGAGAUUAUACAUCUCUUCAAGUGAAAUUUCUGAUAGUGAAUUGAAAGUUCUAGUCGAGAAUUCUUAUUCCACUUUCCGUUCUUCAGAAGUUACUCCAUUGGCCAAAAAUAUUACUGGUAACAAAGAAAAUUUGCAUGUACUAGAACUAUUUCAUGGUCCAACUUAUGCUUUUAAAGAUGUUGCUUUACAAUUUGUUGGUAACUUAUUCGAAUUCUUUUUGCAAAGACAUAACAGUAACUUACCAGAAUCUGAAAAGAAGAAAUUGACUGUUGUUGGUGCUACUUCUGGUGAUACUGGUUCUGCUGCUAUCUACGGUUUACGUGGUAAAAAGGAUGUAUCUGUUUUCAUCUUAUAUCCAACAGGCAGAAUUUCACCAAUCCAAGAAGAACAAAUGACCACUGUGGAGGAUAAGAAUGUCCAAACUCUAUCGGUUAAAGGUACUUUUGAUAACUGUCAAGAUAUUGUCAAAGCUAUCUUUGGUGAUAAAGAAUUUAAUGAAAGACACAACGUUGGUGCAGUUAAUUCUAUUAACUGGGCAAGAAUUUUAGCCCAAAUAACUUACUAUUUUUACUCUUACUUCAAAGCUACUGGUGGUGUUGAAGGGAAAGUUAAAUUCGUUGUUCCAAGUGGUAACUUUGGUGAUAUAUUAGCUGGUUACUUCGCCAAGCAAAUGGGUUUACCUGUUGAAAAAUUAGUCAUUGCUACCAAUGAAAAUGAUAUUUUGGACAGAUUCUUAAAGACCGGUUAUUAUGAAAGAUCUGACAAAGUCGCUGCCACACUCUCCCCAGCUAUGGAUAUCUUAAUUUCUUCUAACUUUGAAAGAUUGUUAUGGUUCUUAGCAAGAGAAUACGAAGCUAAUAAUGAUGACAUAAAGGCGGGUUCUAUUGUAAAUAAUUGGUUCCAGCAAUUGAGGGAACAAGGUAAAUUCCAAGUGGAUAACAAGAUUAUUGAUGGCGCUAGAAAAGAUUUCGAUUCCGAAAGAGUUUCUAACGAAGAAACAACAAAGACAAUUGCAGAAAUCUACGAAAGAUCUACUAACCCAUCUAAAUAUAUCAUUGACCCACAUACAUCUGUUGGUAUUUGCGCUGCUGAAAGAAUCAUUGCAAAGGAUAAGGAUAACACCAUUCAUUAUAUUUCUUUAUCCACUGCCCACCCAGCUAAGUUCGCUGACGCUGUCAAUGAAUCUCUAGGAAAAUUCUCUGGAUAUUCAUUUGAAAAAGACGUUUUGCCAUUAGAACUAAAGAAAUUGUCCACUUUGCCAAAGAGAUUAAAGUUCGUUGAAAGAGCUGAUGUCGAAUUAGUUAAAGCCUCAAUUGAAGAAGAAUUAACAAAGAUGAAACUUUAA
Molecule: messenger RNA, 1542 nt
Organism: Vanderwaltozyma polyspora DSM 70294
Lineage: Eukaryota; Fungi; Ascomycota; Saccharomycetes; Saccharomycetales; Saccharomycetaceae
Gene: THR4
Product: threonine synthase THR4
Exons: 1
Coding region: 1-1542 (513 amino acids)
Biological process (GO): L-threonine biosynthetic process
Molecular function (GO): pyridoxal phosphate binding; threonine synthase activity
Source: RefSeq, a predicted model, not a curated record